GUUGGACUGGUUCAAUAAAGACAGCAGAGGAGGAAAUACUUUUAAAAAUUUAUCAAUCACACACAAAUUGUGAGGAACAGACGGAAGAUGAAGUCUCUACAGUGUUUUAAAGAUCUUACCUGGUUAUGAGUUUGGCAGCCUCGACAAUGAGUGACGAGAUGGAGGAUGGAGUUUUUACCUCCAAAGCAGCUCUGUUUGGGCAAAAUGACACCCAGACCAGAGCCAACAGCCAAGAGAACCAGGAGAGACCAGAUUCUCCUGCACCCAGCUGUUUGUCCAUGAAAAGCGAUGCAUCUAAACGUCUUUCGAAUGAAUUUAAGGAUGGACGCAACUCUGAUCAGCAGAUCCAAAAGAACCAGGAGAGACCAGAUUCCCCUGCACCCAGCUGUUUGUCCAUGAAAAGUGAUGCAUCUAAACGUCAACCGAUUGAAUUCAAGGGUGGAGGCGACUCUGAUCAGCAGAUUCAGGAGAACCAGGAGAGACUAGAUUCUCCUGCACCCAGCGGCGUCUCCAUGAAAAGCGACGCAUCCAAACGUCGACCGAUUGAAUUCAAGGCUGGAGGCGACUCUGAUCAGCAGAUUUUUGCUCACAGUCCUCCCCACACUGACCAGAAGAGCUCAGAGGUUUUCAGUGAUCGACAUCAGGCACAUCUGGACUCCGUUUUCAUGGUGCUUGAGGAGGCAAUUAUUACUUUCAUGAAGAGUGAACUGAAGAAAUUCAAGAAAAUCCUGAGUCCAGAAUCUUGCGGAGGUUCAGAGACGCUGAGAGAGGACGAUGAUGGCGAAGAAGAGCGGACAAGCAGCAGCAGAGAUGCACUUCUGAAAAUCACACUGAACUUCCUGAGGAAACAGAAGCAUGAGCAGCUGGCUGAGUCUCUGCAGAGCAAAUCUUUUGCUGCAAUUUGCCAACAUAAAUUAAAAUCUACUAUAAGGAAAAAGUUCCAGUGUUUGUUUGAGGGUCUUGCCCAAGCAGGGAACCCAACUCUUCUGAACCAGAUCUAUACCGAGCUGCACGUCACCAAGGGGGACAGUAGAGAAGUCAACGAUCAACACGAGGUCCGACAGAUCGAAGCAGCAUCCUGGAAACCACAAAGUCCAGAAACCACCAUCAGAUGCGAGGAUAUUUUUAAACCUUUACCUGGAAGAGAUGAACCAGUCAGAACAUUGGUGACAAAGGGAGUGGCUGGCAUCGGGAAAACAGUCUUAACACGGAAGUUCACUUUGGACUGGGCUGAGGAAAAAGCCAACCACAACAUACAGUUUAUCUUCCCAUUCACCUUCCGCGAGCUCAAUCUGCUGAACGCUAAGAACUACAGUUUGGUGGAGCUUCUACAUCACAUGUUUACUGACAUCAAAGAAGCAGGAAUCUGCAGCUUCAAGGACUUCCAGGUUGUGUUCAUCUUUGACGGUCUGGAUGAGUGUCGUCUUCCUCUGGACUUCCACAACAAUGAGAUCCUGUAUGAUGUCACAGAGUCCACCUCAGUGGAUGUGCUGCUGACAAACCUGAUCAGGGGGAAGCUGCUUCCCUCUGCUCGCCUCUGGAUAACCACACGCCCUGCAGCAGCCAAUCAGAUCCCUCCUGAGUGUGUGGACAUGGUGACGGAGGUCAGAGGGUUCACCGACCCACAGAAGGAGGAGUACUUCAGGAAGAGAUCCAGAGAUGAGGAGCAGACCAGCAGGAUCAUCUCCCACAUCAAGACAUCCCGAAGCCUCCACAUCAUGUGCCACAUUCCAGUGUUCUGCUGGAUCACUGCUACAGUUCUAGACCACAUGUUGAGGAUCAAAGAGAAAGCAGAGCUGCCCCACAACCUGACUGAGAUGUACAUCCACUUUCUGCUGGUUCAGACCAAACAGGGUAAUGUCAAGUACCUUGGAAAAGCUGAGACGGAUUCAGUGUGGAACACAGAAACCAAGAAGAUCAUUCUUGCCAUGGGAAAACUGGCUUUUGAGCAGCUAGAGAAAGGACACCUGAUCUUCUAUGAAGCAGAUCUGAAAGAGUGUGGCCUUGACAUAAAAGCUGCAUCAGUCUACUCAGGACUAUUCACAGAGAUCUUCAGCGAGGAGCAAGGGUUGAACCAGGAGAGGGUGUUUUGUUUUGUCCAUCUGAGUAUUCAGGAGUUUCUGGCUGCACUUUAUGUCUUCCUGAUGUUCAUCAACAGUGGUGUCGACCUGCUGACGAAAAGAAGGUUGUCACAUGCAACUAGAUUAAAACACCUGUACCAAAGGGCAGUGGACAAGGCUUUACAGAGUCUAAAUGGACACCUGGACUUGUUUGUUCGAUUCCUCCUGGGUCUGUCACUGGAAACCAAUCAGACUCUCCUACGAGGCCUUCUGAUGAAGACAAGAAGCAUACCACAGAUCAAAGACGUGCUGGUGCAGAACAUCAAGAGGAAGAUCAGGGACAAUCCCUCUCCAGAGAGAAGCAUCAAUCUGUUUCACUGUCUGAAUGAACUAAAUGACCAUUCUCUAGUGGAGGAGAUCCAACAGUAUCUGACAUCAGGAAGCUUCAGUGAAAACAAACUCACUCCUUCUCAGUGGUCAGCACUCGUCUUCAUCUUACUGUCAUCGCAGAAAGACCUGGAUGUGUUUGACCUGAAGAAGUUCUCUGCUUCAAAGGAGGGACUUCAGUGGAUGCUGCCAGUGAUCAAAGCAUCCAAAACGUCUCUGCUGAGCAGCUGUAACCUCUCAAGGAGAAGCUGUGAAGUUCUGGCAUCAGUUUUAACCUCCAGUGCCUGUUGUCUGAGAGAGCUGGACCUGAGCAACAAUGACCUGCACAAUGAAGGAGUAAAGCUGCUCUCAGAGGGACUCAAGAGUCCACAGUGUCGGCUGGAGACUCUUGGGUUGUCAGGAUGUCUGAUCAAAGAGGAGGGCUUUGCUUUCCUGGCUUCAGCUUUGAGCAACAACCCUUCACACUUGAGAGAGCUGGACCUGAGCUUCAACCAUCCAGGAGACUUAGGACUGAAGCUGCUGUCUGGUGAUCUGCGGGACCUCAACUGGAAACUGAAAACUCUCAAGACUGAUCAUUGUGGAAAGAUCAGACUGAAUCAAGCUCCCCUCAGGUAUUUCUGCGAGCUCACACUGGACCCAAACACAGCAGACAGAAACCUCCAACUAUCCAAAGACAACAAAGAGGUUGUAGUGGUGCAGGAGAAGCAGCCGUAUCCUGAUCAUCCAGAGAGGUUCGACAUCUGGAAGCAGCUGCUGUGCAGUGAUGGUCUGCCUGGACGCUGCUACUGGGAGGUCCAGUGGAGAGGACGGGUUAGAAUCGGAGUGAGCUACCGAGGAAUCAGGAGGAAGGGAGGCAGCGAUGAAUGCUGCAUCGGAUGGAACCAUCAGUCCUGGAGUCUGUACUGCUCAGCUCAGGGUUUCACCGCCUGGCACAAUAACACACCGACAGACAUUGCAACAUCUCCACCCUCGGGCUCUAACAGAGUAGCGGUGUAUGUGGACUGGGCUGCUGGUACUGUGUCCUUCUACUGUCUGCCCUCCAUAGUCUCCUCCAUCAGACGGAUCCACCUCCACACCUUCCACUGCACCUUCACCGAGCCGCUCUACGCUGCCUUCGGGUUUGGACGAGUUCUGGAGUUUGGAAGCGACUCCAUGUUGUUACCAUCCUCAGUGGCUCUGUCUCAGGUUGAUGAGUGAAUGUUGCCUCUUGUGUAGAAAUGUGGUUCCUGCAGUGGGCACAAGGUUCCUGCAAGUUUCAAUUCCAUUUUAUUCUGCUGUACAUAUUGAAGUAUGUUUCACCACAUCCACCCAUCCAUCCAUUAUCUAUACACCGCUUAAUCCUCAUUAGGGUCGUGGGGGACUGGAAUCUAUCCCAGCUGACUUAGGGUGAAGGCAGGAGGCACCCUGGACAGGUCACCAGUCUAUCACAGGACUACAUAUUGUGAUGACCCUGCACCUGGACAACAGGUGUGCCUGUUCCAGUCGUCACCUGAUUGAGCCACACCUGCGAUCUAGUGGCUCAGCUGCACUUAAUCUCUCCUAUUCCAUUCAAGCUGGCUCUCUGACAGGAGCUGCUGCUGGUGGAGCUCCAGCAGCAAUGAUUCUGGGUUUUGGUUUUUAAUGCCCAUUUGGUUGUUUUUGCAUGGCAAUAAAGUUUUUAGUCACCA
Molecule: messenger RNA, 4114 nt
Organism: Amphiprion ocellaris (clown anemonefish)
Lineage: Eukaryota; Metazoa; Chordata; Actinopteri; Pomacentridae
Product: protein NLRC3-like
Exons: 12
Coding region: 126-3644 (1172 amino acids)
Molecular function (GO): protein binding
Source: RefSeq, a predicted model, not a curated record